Molecule: messenger RNA, 6644 nt
Organism: Anarrhichthys ocellatus (wolf-eel)
Lineage: Eukaryota; Metazoa; Chordata; Actinopteri; Perciformes; Anarhichadidae
Product: mucin-17
Exons: 5
Coding region: 120-5906 (1928 amino acids)
Source: RefSeq, a predicted model, not a curated record
CUGGUUCCGCUCACCUGACAAUCAGGGGGUGUUGAACUUUCACCUCCAUAGUGACACAUUGACAUAAACUGCCUGUCCGCAAGUCAAGUUGCGCUAAAUUCCACACGACAUGUUUUAAGAUGCAUCGUCUUGUCCGCCCGAAUAGUGAAGGCUUACUGAACCGGUUUAAAAUAGGAUGUCAACAAGUGACGCAGGAGAGCUGGAGCUCAGAGUUGGAGGAGGAGAGACAGCAACGCCUCUGUACAGGACAACACGAGCAACCAAGCCAAGCAACGCAUACUACAACUGCGAGAAAACAGCAGAAUGAAAAGAUCAGUGAAAGGUUCAAGCAGGAGAAUCAUUAUGAUGAUGAUCAUUAUGAAGAAACUCCAUCUGGAAAGCAGUGUCACCCAUCAGCCAUCAGACAGGAAGAAACACACAAAGCACUAAUAUUAAGGACAGACAGACGAAGAAAAGAAGAGGCUGCUCAUUGUGUUGAGUCAAAGGUCCAGAACCAGAAGCCCACUGGACCCAGAAUCACCUCCUGCCUUCUCUUCAGACUCUCCAGAAAUCUAGGCCUUGACAAGCCAGAGCCAAGACUCGAGAAGAAUUUAGACCCCUGUUUGCACAGUUUAACUGAAACACAGCAGGUUGAGACUGGGAACAGCAGCUGCCAGGUUAGUGGACAAACGUCCCCACCACACACCUCUAUAAAGAAAGCCAGUGACUCUACAUUAUCUGAAAGGAUACCAUUCCCAGCCAAGAAGAAAGAAGAGGUUAUCUCAGUUGUUUGCAAUGAACCAGAGAUUACCAGGGACUUGAGUAUAACUCAUAGUUUCUCAAAUGGGGAGUUUGGAUCACAUGAGUUUAAUGGCUUGUACAUAUUUCCAUGUGGGCCACAACCAGCGAGUGAUACCAGAUCAGUUGUGUUAGAAGAAGAUAUAAAAGACCAUACAGGGCUUGAGAAACAUACUGAUCUUGUGGAACUGUCCAACCCUACUAGAGCCAUGUUGUCUUCCACUGUGGUAUCAGUUCUUGCUCCUCACUGGAAUGGCCGGCUAAGACGGACCAAAAGACCUGAGGUAACGGGCAAUUUUGAAGCCCAGGCGAGUUUACAAGAUGUGACAAACACUGCGGCAAACCGUGGCCAUGAACGCUUUCAGGAGACUAUAGACAGGUCAUUGACAGAUGGAUCGCAAGCCCAAUUCAGGAUGCCAUUUCUGGGUACCAGGAGGAAUACAGUGGGCUGGUCAACAAAGAGUGGACCUGCAAGCUUGGACUAUGAAUCUAAGAGGAAAAUAAUUCAGGCUGUCUCUUUGGAUGUAGACUCUGGAAGGAUGGACAACAAAGAAAUGUAUGCAGGCGCUGUACGCCCUGUACCCACAGCUGUGUCUCCCCUCUCACUUGAACGAAAUGAACAAAGGAGGAAUCCACACACUGGUCAUCAAGGAGGAUUGUCAUCUUUAAGCUCGAAACCAACAACCAGCAGGAUGCUUCUGUCUUUAAGAAGAUGUCACUCAAAUGGCAGGAACACUAAUGCUGCCUCCCCCAUCCCCGAGAUAAAUCCUUUGCCUGUAAGCAGUUCGCCUUGUGAUCAAGAUGGACAAUUAUUCACAACACACCUUUCUCAAACCUUUCUCAACAAUAAUAGACAAGAGAGGUCAAAGCCUCCACGCUCUCCAUCGUCCAUUUCUUGUAGGACAACUGAAACUGGGCCGAUAAUUUCCCCAUCAUCCUCCAACCAAACAGAAAGGAACACAUUUGAAACACGCUUCUUUUCAGCUUCACCCACGGGCAAAGACACAGAAGACACACCCUUUUCCCAACAAGCUCAAACAAUGACUAGGACCCAGCCCAGUCUGUCAUGUUUCAAACACACAUUUCCAAUUAGAGAGCCAACAGAGAGGCAAGAAAACUGCAAGUGUUCAGACCAAAGUACAAAUGUAUUUUUGGAGGGCUCUGCCUCUUCACCAAGACAUUUCCCAUAUGAACGGUCUUCCCUCCUAAAUAUCCAUUCCCUCCCUAGAAAGAGCACCCUGACAGGCACUUCCUGGUGGAAACAAGUUACCCAGGAAGGUACUUCCACUCUAACCCUCAAUGAUACAAGGAACAUCAAAGAAAAAUCAAACACACCCUUAGUUCCACCCUGGAAUGAUAAUAGAGACUUGGCCUCUCCAAGUCCAACUGACAACAGGAGAUUUAGUAGUCAAAUCCCCAAUAACCGAGACAACAAUAACACAACAGAGUCAGUUUGCAAAGGUAACAUGAACCUUCUUGUGAAAAAACAGGGAGGAACCGACAACGUCAAACAAAGAAUAGCUGAGGAUUCACCUGACCACGGAUCAGACAGGCUUGUCAAACAGCAAUAUGGCUUCAAUUUGAACAACAGAGAACCACAAAAGCCUUAUAGUUUGCCUGAUGUUUUUUCUAGUUCUAAAAUUAGCAGAGCUACAGAGCAAACAAUGCUGAGUCAUCCUCCUAAAGACCUCAGCAGGCAUGAUGUAAAUACUAGUUCAUUUACAGCAAACGUAACUGAAUUACCACCUACUUUGCCAAAUCCCAAGAGCUCAAAUACACCCACUGAGAGCAGCAGCAAGUACAAUAAUAAUCAUUGCACAUCCAAAACCAACAGCACCCCCGCAUCUUCACACAACAAGGACUCUCAAAAGUUUCCCAAACCACCUCUUUCUCUUGCUACCACCAACACUCUCAAUAGUCACAGUCUUACCUCUAAAACUAUCUCUGGUCGACCCCUAACCCCAAACACUAAAACUACUUCCUCCAUCCACUCUCAUCCAGUUGCUUCACAGACCGAUAUUUGUGCUUCACCAUACAUUGGCCAUGCCACACCUCUUGGCUUUGAAAGAAGCUUUGCUUCUGUUCACAAGCCUUUCCACCCUAAAACUGUAUCUAGUCUGAGUCCCACAGUCAAUGUUUUCUCUAAAACAAACUACAGUCCAGUAUCCACUGCUUCCACCAGCUAUUCUUUUGCCACUGGCAGCCAUCCUGUAGCCAUAACUGCUCCCAGCACAUCCCUCCUUACUCCUGCUGUAACUCCUGCUAUUGCAUCUUCUCCCACCACUAUCACCUCUCUCUUAGCCCCACCUACCACCCCUAACAUUAUUAGCUCCAACGACUCAGUCACUUCCAGUCUUAAGGAGGGAAGGACAUUCUCAAACAGCCCAGAAAGUGACCCAAACAAACUGCACCGUGUAGAGGGAAAGAGAGUGAGACGAGUAACAUGGGAGGACUCAGUGGAUCUGAAGCAUUCUGAGCCUGUGACAGUUGAGAAGGCAGAGCCAUUUCAAGUCCCAACGAGCUCCAGCUCCCCGCAAAGCUGCAAAGUUCCAUCCAUCUUUUCCUUUCACAAAUCAAGCAGUCCAACCACAAACGCAUCUCAUCUUUGCUCUCCUUGCCCAAAAACAACCAGCAUACAGGUGGUGAAAGGAGGGAAGUAUCGAUCCUUGUCAUCUGACUCUGCUGAUUUAUUGUCCAGAGACCAAGAGAGGUCUAAGCAAAGACCCACUGACACUAUGAUCCUUGACCAGGGAAGAAGGGACGUAACCACACCCAGACAGGAGAGGACACUCUCGGUGGAGUCUGGCUCACUUCAGUGCCGUUCUUCUGCUCCUCUCUCCCUCCCUGCUGACUUUUCAAGUGGCUAUAAGCUUCGCUAUAGCUCCCCACCUUACUCUACUCUCAUGUCUACCAGGUCAACACAGGGAGAAACUAAGACUAUAUUACCCAGAUCACCCCUCUUCCAACAGUCUCAGUCAAAUUAUACCCCACAUCUUUCUAUGUGUACUGAUUCAGUUGCAGCCAUGACCUUGCCCACAUCCAAACCCCCUCUGUCCCCGAUCAGCCUACCCCAAUCCCUACCUUUGCCUUUCCAAGUCAAAACCACCACCCAUGGACGUGCAAAAGGUGGGGUUUCAGAAACUGAUCAAGUCAACAAUAAUCACAGCAAGAGCAACAGCCAAGAUUACCAGAAUGGUCAGAUAUUACUUAUCGACAACAGACUUCAUGAGGCACAUAGUUCCUCCUCAACAUGUGUAACUGAGACUCUAGUUUACAGUGUUAAAUCUAAAGUAGAUACAGCUACAACUGCCCCAAUGAAGACCACGCCUAAACCUUUGCAACAUACCGAAAACACACAGGCUUCUAUGGAGACCACGUUAAGUCAACAGUCACACAGAAUGCAAAGUAAGGAAGCUGCAAGAGAACCACAUAGUCAUUCAGAUCAGAGCUCCAGUGGAAGCAGUUCAAGCUCUAACGGAAGAGUGAAAGAGAAUGCACUGGGUAAAAGCAGAUUUUUUCCAGUGGAGAGCAACAAUGAACAAAGUCCAAAGAGAAGCCGGUUUGCACUGAAGAAAAGUGUCAGCACACCAAACUCCAGUUUGUCAAUAUCACAGUCCGAAAAGGCCAGCAAGACCAAAAUUGACCAGGUCUUUAACAGACUGAGACAAACAUUCAGCACCAGACGGUCUGAUGAUGAUAUGUUGUUUCCAUGGAAAUGGAAGCGAGCCUCUCAAACACCUCCUGUUAGUGGAUCAAGUGAUGUCACUGAUAUCACUGUUGAGAAUACCCAAAAGCUAGUGCAGCAAGAGCAGGAUGAAGGGAUGUUGCUUAAGGACAAUGAGAAGGGAACAGAUGCUACCAAUAGAUGGACAACAAAAAACAGAUACACUGUCAUACCACCCUCAGUUGCUGGGAGUACAAUGGCAGGAGAUGAGCUUUACAUUUGGUCAGACAAAUCAACUCCGGAAACUAACCGAGAGGAGCAAACUGCUUGUGCAGAACACAUGGAAAGUCAAAACCAACCUCGUUUGACAAUAACCAGCCCAACAACGCACCAAUUAGACUUUUACAAAGAUAACGGGACAGAUUAUAAAGCAAUAAACCAGUUCCUCUAUUGUAGAGAUCCCAGUCCUUGUAGGAGCCCUAACCCCUCUGCUGACUAUCCCACUCAGUUCAGGAAGUCCACAUCCAGUCCCAGGAGCCCCUUCUCCCCCUUCUUCUCUCUUUCCCCUGUCUCCCCUGUCUCCCAAUUUUCCUCAAUGGAUGUUACAGACGACAGUGUCUUCUACAGCCCAAAGCUACAGCGUCAUAGAGAAUCCCCCUCACCAUGUGAGCCGGGAGAGGGAAUCCGCCUGGGGCGUUCAAGAAGAAGCCGGGCAUCCACUGGUCCUCCAAGUGCAGGUCCAGGACAGGACAAGGAACGCUUGGCAUCCUCCUAUGCAGACUUAAAGUAUGGCAUUGAGCCUGGGAGGUCGUUUUCUGUGAGUUCGGUACUGUCCAGUCGUCCUUCAGGGCCUGGGCGCAUCUCCACUGGAUCCAGGUUCAUGAGUGUGGGUGACCUCUCUGACUCUGCAUUAACAUGUGGAGACACUGGCAAGGACUUGGAUCAGUGGUCUAUUACUCCUGAUUGGACCACAGAAUAUGAUUGCCAGCCCAGUAAGGACUGUCGACUGUCAUAUUUCACCAGCGACCCUGGUAAAAUGAGAUCCAAAUCUCUUCCUCGAUCACUGACGAGGCGCUUAGCGAAUUGGAGCUCAGAAGACUUUCCUUCUCCACCUGUAACAACUACAACCUCAAAGUCAGCCCACCUUUGGAGCCCUAACAUGAACACUUGUCAGAUCGCAUGGGAUAAAGAAGCUCCUCAAACCCCUCCUCCAACCUCUCCCCUGUCACCAGUGUCCAGACGCAUGUCAAAACCUCCCAGCCUUUCCUCCCCCACCUCCCCCAGUUCAUCAGGAGCAUCACAGCAAGUGGACAACCUGUCCCCCAGAGGGCUGUUGCCCUCCAAAGGUUAUGUAUCCAGCCUUAGUACCUUUGAUGAGUCUUCAGACAGCAGCUCAGACACAACAACAGAUGAUGAAUAUUACUUAGAAACAGGUGAAGGCAAAGAAAAAGAGACAGAAUUGUGAAGGCAGAACAAUUGCUUUAGAUCCUCCUUUCUGUGAAGUCUCUUGAACUUCAUUAUGUACAAGAAGAAAGAUGGGCUAACAUAUAUCAUAUUCUGUAAAGGGACCUACUCUGCUUGUCCCCUGUUUUUUGCCUGCAUGUAUUGCUUUUCAAAAGUGGUGGUUGUCAAAAAGACAUUAAAUGAGCAAGCAUGAUAUUGUCAGUAAAGUGUUAAAGAUAAUAAUGUAUGUAUGUACAGUAUACUGUGUAUAACUGCAGAACUGCAAUCUGCAGUGCUUAACAUUUAUAGUUUUGACGGUUGCAUGGCAUCAGUGAGGGAUGUACAUCUGUGUAGUUGAUUUAAUGAUCAAACUACUGUGUAAAGGUAGAAUUUUUACACAACACUUAUCUUUAGGUUUGCAUUUUAUCCUGCUAGUUAAUAAGUGCAGAAGUAAUGUUGAUAAAUGUGCUAUCAUGUAAUAUUGCAUUGCCUGUUUUCUUCUAUGAUUGAAGAUUGAAAUGAAUUGUGGUAAAUGUUGUAAGCAUAAUGCAAAUUUAUUUUCUUAGUGUUGCUUUGAAAAAAUGUUGUUGAAAAACUUUUUUUUUUUUUAUUCUGAGGUAAUAUUAUACAGUAUGUUACAAUUCAAUAUUUAAUGUCAAACAUUAUAAAGUGCUUUAUACAGUGCUUGCUCUUAUUUGCACAGUGGCAAUCUAAAGUCUUAAUAUAUCUAUUUUAUAAAUAAAUGUAAUAUUUCCAGCAA